This is a messenger RNA of Trichosporon asahii var. asahii CBS 2479, 774 nucleotides long. RefSeq lists its product as uncharacterized. The transcript has a single exon. Lineage: Eukaryota; Fungi; Basidiomycota; Tremellomycetes; Trichosporonales; Trichosporonaceae. The record is from RefSeq and is a predicted model, not a curated record. The coding region runs from base 1 to 774 and encodes 257 amino acids.
AUGUCGCCGUUUGGUCCGCAUCCAUCCUUCUACCCUCACAUUGUGGAGAACAUCCUGUUCUAUGCAGAGCAUUCGGUCCUGCUCAAUGCCCGCCUUGCGAAUUCCAUCAUGCGGGGACUUGCGGACAAGGUUCUCGGCGGCCGCCAAAUCAUGUUCAAGAUCAGGCGGGGUAGCCUCCUCGUCCUUUCCUACCACGGGCCGAUACCAUACUUCCAUCCGUCCUCUCCUAUUGCACACCAGCAUGCCGUGAUGAAGCGAUCUCGGACAGUCCACAUCGGUCAAGGCGUCGAGGCAACAGAGCGUGUCAACGAUCUUCUCAGUUGUCUGAUGCCGCAUGCCGAAGUAUACCUCAAACACAUCGCCAACGCCGGCUGCUGCUUCACCAUCCCUAAUAUCCGUCGCCUCGCCAUCGACAUAGAUGCCCAGUGCAGCUGCUCUGACUCUGUUGCAUCGGAAGCGUUCGAGCACGGUGCCCGCAAGCUCAGCCUACAUAUCCGUCGCGAUCCCGAACACGAGGACACCAACACGUCAUGCUUAAUCAAGUACGAUGUCUUUCGAAAACGACUCCGUUGUCUCAUUGUCAACGACAGUAGCGUCUUAGUCCGCGAUGCGUUCGAAAGGCAAGCGGUAGCUUCCACUGUGGGGCUGAAGAUCUACAAGAACGACCUAGGCGAGAGCCGCUUCCACUGGAGGAGGUAUCGUCCGGACGCUUUCACCAUAGCCGGAGAUCUAGUGUUUGGUGUAGAGUCAGGGAACGAGGGGUUCUCCGACUGA